AUGGAUUUGAUUAUUUUUCAUUCUCCGAUAAUAUGCGAACUGAAUUCAUCGAGUAUCGCUUAUACAUGGGCAGAUGAAGAUGAACUACGUUACUUAAACUCUGAAAACAAUGAAAAUCAAGUUUCAGGAAGAAAUAGUUGUACCAAUUUAGUUGAAGCGUUUUACCCUUUGUACUUAGGCGACUCUAUCGAAUUUACCCCGCGACGACAUUCAGGAUCGAUGACACGUCUGGUUGAAAAUAUAAAUGAUUCGCGCUGGAGAUAUACUGAUCUGAACAAUGAUGGACGGUAUAAUUUUGUCAUUGCCAAUCAAAGAACAGAUAGUAUAAAUGUGUUUCUUGGAUUUGAUUAUACCAAGUUUCAAAAUCAAGAGACUUAUUCAGUUGAAAAUAUCACAGGACCGUAUGAUGUUGUUGUUCAUGAUUUCAAUCAGGAGGAUUGUGUUGAUAUUGCGGUAGUUUUUUCGAAAACCGACAAUUUAGUUAUCCUUCUCGGGAAAGGUGAUGACAGUUUUGUUGUCUCCAUGUCUUAUCACACUGGAGAGAACACAGUGCCAUCUAUGAUUACUGUGAAUGAUGGCAACAAUGAUCGGCAAAAACAUAUCAUUGUUGUGAAUUGUGGAACCAAUACUAUUAGUGUUUUUCUCAGCCAUGGCAAUGGAAUAUUUGAUCCUAUGAUAUUAUCUUCAACUGGAGCAGAUUCGGUCCCUUAUUUUGAAGCCAUCGCUGACGUUGACAAUGAUGGUAUAAUAGAUGCUGUUUCAACGAAUUCCGGAUCCAACACCACAGGAAUUCUUCUUGGACAUAACAACGGAAGUUUGACUCUUCUGACUACAUAUCCAACUGGAGAUUCUUCUGCUCCAACUGCAGUAGUCGUUAAUGAUUUAAACAAUGACGGUUUUCUCGAUUUUUUCGUGUGUAAUUUUGACACGAGUAACAUAGGUAUUUUUCUCGGCAAUGGAAAUGCAAGUUUCUCAACUCAAGUAACUUACUCCACCUGUUAUCGGGGUUGUCCAAUUUGGAUUGCCAUCAACGAUUUUAAUAACGAUAGCAAAUCGGACAUUGCCGUAUCGAUAUUCAAUAAUGACUAUAUGAGCGUUUUUCUGGGCUACGGGAAUGGUAGUGUGGGCAAUGCUGUUCAAUAUUCAGCUGGUGAUGGAACAUUUCUGUUCGUUGCUGCUGGCGACUUCAACAACGACAAACCGAAUGGCCGUGAGGCUUUUGGAGGCAUGAACAAAUACAAGACUGGUGGCGGAUCAGAUCCUCAUUCGAUUGCGAUCAGCGAUCUCAACAACAAUGGUUGGAUGGAUGGUGUCGUCGCUAAUUAUAGAACAGAUAGCCUUGGUAUUCUAUACGGAUCUCGCAAUGGAAUACUCAAUAAUAUGGUAACAUAUUCAACGGGCAUCAAUGCAGGACCAUAUUCACUAGGUGUAUCUGACUUCAACAAUCAUAGCCGACCAGAUAUUACUGUCACAAAUUCACUAGCUAAUACCAUCGCAAUCUUUCUUGCUGAUCAAAAUGGUACUUUUGUUCUCACAUCGACCUAUUCAGCUGGAGAUCGUUCUAUUCCAUACACAGUUGCUGUCACUGAUCUAAACAAUGAUCACAAAUCGGACAUCAUUGUUACUAACUCUGGUACAAGUAAUAUUCUAGUUUUGUAUGGUAAUGGUAAUGACACAUUUACAAAUGAAACACCAUAUCCACUAGGAUAUGGAUAUCUUCCUUAUUCACUAGCUGUCAAUGACUUGAAUCAAGAUGGAUGGAUGGAUGGAUAUGGUGAUUGCAUGUUAUGA
Adineta ricciae is the source of this 1791-nucleotide messenger RNA. The record is from the annotation of a GenBank genome assembly. Lineage: Eukaryota; Metazoa; Rotifera; Eurotatoria; Adinetida; Adinetidae.